Molecule: messenger RNA, 1754 nt
Organism: Wyeomyia smithii (pitcher-plant mosquito)
Lineage: Eukaryota; Metazoa; Arthropoda; Insecta; Diptera; Culicidae
Product: kelch-like protein 40b
Exons: 1
Coding region: 434-1633 (399 amino acids)
Biological process (GO): neurogenesis
Cellular component (GO): cytosol
Molecular function (GO): protein binding
Source: RefSeq, a predicted model, not a curated record
UAGGGUAUGUCUUAAAACCACUUACAGUUGUUAAAAUUCGAAAUCGAUUUUUUCAAUAGUUUUGCUGUUUAAAUUAAGAAAAUUUGAUGGGUUUAUCGGCUUAAUCAGUCCGUGUAUACUAGCAAAAACGAUUUGUUUUUUUCUUAUUCCGACAGUUUCGGUGACUUUAUUUCACCUUUUUCAAGGAGUAAAAAGGAUAAUCGUUCUAUUGUUAAGUGUGUUGGUGUCCAACAUCGGUUGUCUGGUGUGUAUUACAAAUGGCGUCCCACUUUGGUGCAUGUGUACCUAUUUUUGUGUGCUACACUGUAUAAGCUUCUAAAGCACAACAAUUCUGGAUCAUAACAAUUCUUCAAAUAUCCUUCAAGCAAAUUCAAAUAGAAAAUUCAAGCAAAGUAAUUCAGUAGUAACAAUUAGCUUCCAUCUAGCAGGUAAAAUGACAAUGGUGGCAAAAGAAUUUCAAUUUUCACUACGCCUGGAAGACCGGGACGAGCAGUUGUACAACAAUGAGUAUUUUUCGGACGUAACCUUCUUGGUAGGUGACAACGGUGAACCGAUUUACGGCCACAAACUCAUACUAACGCUAGCUAGCGAAGUAUUUUACGCACAGUUCAACGGCCAAUUUAAAGAAGCUCGACAGAGCGACGAACCGAUCAUUGUGACGGAUAUACAGCCUCCAAUUUUCCGGGAUGUUCUGCGCUAUAUGUACUGCCAGAAGAUUGAUCUCUCCGAGGAUAAUCUAAUUGAAGUUUAUUAUGCUUCACAAAAGUACCUUCUGAGUGGGCUCAAUAAAUUGUGUGAACAGUUUUGCACAUCCAAGAUCAAUGAAAGCAAUGUCAUGAAGUUUUUAAAUGAAAAUACAAAGCAUGAGUUCGAGGUCGUAAAUAAAAAUUGCUUAGCAGUGAUUUGCGACAACCCGCUAGUCUGCUUUGAGCAUGUUGGUUUCCUAAACCUUAAGAAAAAGGUUCUUGAAAUGAUUGCAGGCAGUGCGAGGAUCAACUGCAGCCAGGAACAAUUAGAAACAGCGAUCGUAAAAUGGGCCAAAGGCGAUGAGUCACGGGCAGAUGAUGCCAGUCAACUAGCCCAAAUCGUGUCGAAUGUACAUCACCGAAAACGCAACUGUUUGAAACUUCGCAACUAUGACCAAUUUAAGUACGUCUCAAAUAUGUCUACAUGCGUGCUAGUUAAAAGCAAUCAAAACUCAGUUGGUUUAUAUGGGUUGGGUAUCUUCGUGGAGUCACAGUUUGAGCCAGUCGAAGGUACAACAUUGGAGUUGAAGGUGCAGGUCGAAUAUUUUGGUGUUUCAAAUGCUUUGGUUAAACAAUAUUCAACUGUAAAAAAUGUUCCUGUGACAAGUGAAUUGCGCAUCGAAAGGAUCUUUUUCGAAAAAUUCAUCAUCGAUUCGCUGCGUUACUGCAAGAUACAUGUGAGCUUAUAUAAUUCUAAUGCUCGUUUGCAAACGUUCUGCUUGAAUGCAUUUCGAUCGGUUGGCGGCACGUUGUACGUCGAAGAUUACAAUGCGUCAAAUGAAACAAAUUCGACUUAUUCCUACGACCAGAUCCCGAAACAAUUGACUUAUAACAAUUGCAUAGCAUAUUUGAUGUACAAGAAUUUGGCCGCAACGACCAUUACUUAGUGAAAUGCCCGUAUGAUUUGUAGACUGUGUGUUUUUUAUUUAAUAAAAAUCAGUAAGCAUAUAUUUUGUGAGGGAAAAUUGAAUUUAAUAAAAAUGAAGUUGAUGGUAUCAAAACUGAUGU